AUGGCUACCAGACAAACCACCGCUGCAGCUACGACCGCUAUUCCAUCCAAAGACAUCCCCAGUCAAAUGGCCCACCUCGAAGCACAGAUACAGGUCAAGGAUCUACUAGUUACCCUGAUGGCAGCCCAGACCAGAAUCCCGUCCACACCACCGGUGGACAACCCCAUACCCACAACAGUUCAAUUGCCGCCUCUUCGGAACACUCAUUCUCCAUCGAUUCCAAGAUCAUCACGAAUGCUCACCGAGGACCCUCCGAAUUGCUAUAAGAAAUCAACCAUCUCUGAGAAAAUCCUUCCUCUCAGCGAUGGGGUAGAACAUACCUUCCUACAAUGGAGCGCUUCGAUUCGGGACCGAGUCGUAGUUAAUGAGGACCACUACCUUACUGACGUCUCGAGAAGAGCGCUGAUAUGGGGAACUACGACCGGUCUGGCGAAGACCUACCUAGAGCCCCAAUACCUGUCUGCUACGCAUGGGUUCCGCAGUGCUGAGGAGAUGAUGGAUCUACUAAGCUCAUACUACCUCACAGGCAAUGAGACGGAACAGGCCAGGAACCUCUUCGACGACCUGCAAAUGGGAGAGAAAGGGCAUGCUAGCGAAACCUUCCCAGAGUUCAAGGCUUGUUUCCAAAGUGCAGCUAUCACAGGACAAGUCUCCGAGUCAGAAUGGUUUCGGUACAUGUGCAACAAGUUGACUCCCCAAUUCCGCAGCCGUGUCGCGAUCAUCAAAAACCAAUGGAAUGGAGACUACCAGACCAUGGUACGAGAACUUACCACCUUCGAUCAGGAACGGCGCCGGAACAACGAAUUGAAUCUGCUAUCCGCUCUCGCAAAGACGUCCACACGGAACUGUUUCAAGUGUGGCAAGCCCAGCCAUUUCCAGGACAAAUGCCCGCUCAAUGCUACUGUCAAGGAAAUCGACCGUAACGACCCCAAAGCAGAAGAACAAUGGGAGGAAGCCGUGGAACUUCAAUCGGAUGCGUCCCUCGAGGAAAACGACGAGGCCUAG
Molecule: messenger RNA, 1005 nt
Organism: Pseudogymnoascus destructans
Lineage: Eukaryota; Fungi; Ascomycota; Leotiomycetes; Thelebolales; Thelebolaceae
Exons: 3
Coding region: 1-1005 (334 amino acids)
Molecular function (GO): zinc ion binding; nucleic acid binding
Source: RefSeq, a predicted model, not a curated record